Molecule: messenger RNA, 1033 nt
Organism: Drosophila subobscura
Lineage: Eukaryota; Metazoa; Arthropoda; Insecta; Diptera; Drosophilidae
Product: thioredoxin-1
Exons: 1
Coding region: 125-577 (150 amino acids)
Molecular function (GO): protein-disulfide reductase activity
Source: RefSeq, a predicted model, not a curated record
GGGACCACGCGGACCCACAAGUAGUCAAAAAUGAACGUCAAGGCUUCGCGUCCAUCCGCUUGAGCUAAACACGAGACUGCAAAGUUCUUUAUACAGUUUUUGUUGAAUUUGUCGCGUGCCAAGUAUGACCGGCAUCCGUAGCGUGAGCGACUUUCAGAAGAAAAUUUAUGCUGCCGAGAAUAAGGUUGUGGUCUUGGACUUUUACGCCAUUUGGUCAAAUAUGACCUGCAUCCGUAGCGUGAACGACUUUCAGAAGAAAAUGGAUGCUGCCGAGAAUAAGCUUGUGGUCUUGGACUUUUACGCCACUUGGUGCAAGCCAUGCAGAGACAUCAGCAAGACUGUUAAGUCGUUGGCCGAGAAGUACUCUGCCGAGGCUGUGGUACUCAAGAUCAAUGUGGACAGGUACGAAGAUCUGGUGGAGCAAUACAAGGUCACCUGCAUGCCCACAUUUGUGUUCCUGCGGGGCAAGAAGCGCCUUGCCCGCAUCGCUGGCGUAGAUGAGAACAAACUGAUGAAAACGAUGGCAAAGCUAAUCAAGCCUCAGCGGGAGAGAGCAGGCUUGACCGCAAAUUUUUAAGCUAACUUAUUUAUUUUACUGAAUGUGCGUUAUGUGUCUUUGUAACCCUCGAAGGAGGGAAAAUGUCUUUGUGUAUGUUUAGAAUGUAAGAAAAUAUGUGUUUUCAGUGUGGAAACUGCGAAAACUAUCUCAAACAUAACCUCACAUAAUUGUAAGCGAGGCAUCUGCGAUGUCGCGCCCCCUUCCCCUACGCCUCAACAUAACCUCAGUCUCAUACCAUGAGGAAAAGAAAACGAAAAGAACAAACAAGAAAUUGCGUAUGUAUGUAGUCGUGCAUCUGUGAUGCGAAAAUGCGAUACAAAAAUGUUGCCCUUAAACCAUAUUUGAUUAAUAUUUAACGUGUUAUGUAAGCUUGGAAUGCCGCCGUAAAGAAGAAAAAACUACUCGAAAUGCCUUUUAACUGAUAAUUUAUUCGAUUUAAACUUUAAUAAUAAAUAUUCCAAAUUUGACUAAAAA